Molecule: messenger RNA, 6741 nt
Organism: Odontomachus brunneus
Lineage: Eukaryota; Metazoa; Arthropoda; Insecta; Hymenoptera; Formicidae
Gene: Rab3GAP1
Product: rab3 GTPase-activating protein catalytic subunit
Exons: 14
Coding region: 165-2969 (934 amino acids)
Biological process (GO): positive regulation of GTPase activity
Molecular function (GO): GTPase activator activity
Source: RefSeq, a predicted model, not a curated record
CGCCAGGCGUUGCCACCUACAGGUAGCGAGCUCAACGCCAUCUGUGAGACGAAUGGAGAAGUGCAAAACCGAUCAUCUGACAGUGCGCAAACGUCAGACGCAUUUAGCACGCAAAAUUGCGAGUGUAAACACUGUUCUUUUGAAAUCACAACGUUCCCGCGAGGAUGAACAACGUCGAGAUCGAGGACUUCUACCAUCACGAUUUCACCACUGCUUCGGAAUGGGAAGUGUUCAUCGCGCGGUUGGAGGAAAUUAUGCACGAGUGGAAAUUGCCCCAUGCAAAGAUCGCGGGUUCCCUCAAACCGGGAGAUUUUAUCAACUGUCAAUGGCAUGAGGCCUCGGAGAAGCUACAUUUUGCAGAUGUAGAAUUUCUGCUGAAGCAUUACAAGUUAAAGAGGGAGGAUGAAAGUGAGGAUACAGCCAGCCCUUUGGAAGAACGUGAGGAGGACUGGACACAGUGUCAGAAGGAUGCCUUAGACAUAUUCAAUGACUUUGUGAAGCUUGAUGAGAAUUGUAUGGAGAUAACUCGUUACUAUGGCUGCAGAGAAUUUCUCGUUUUGAUACCAGCACGAAAGGGUAGCUUAAUGGAUGAAACUCGAAUCAAGAUCUUGCUUAGUUCACUGACAAUUGCAACCAACAAUGCGAAUUGUUACAUCCCCGCAUUCGUGCAGGUACAAGAACCUUGGCAGAAAAUGUAUCUCGGUGGCUGUGCUGGUAAAGGAACCUGUGUGCAUCUGGACAUGGUGCAUUUAAAGAAGAUUCCAUCUCAUUGCAAAUAUCUUACUGGUUUACUCGCUCUGUUUAAGCAGAAAGUUAGAGAAGGCUCUUCAAUGAGACUUGACUCUGUGAUUAUAUCUGCUAGGUUUUCAUACCUAUUGAAGGACUGGACGAAUAGCACGUGGACGCAGGAACCUCCGGAUUUUGAUUUCAUGCAAGGAGAAACGUUAGGUGUGGCCGAAUUGGGCAAGCUUCCUUUUGGCGCAACCUUCGAUCCUAUCGGGGAACUCCAUUUAUUCACCACAUGGCCGGAAAUGUUGGACAGCGUCGUCGUAGAUAGUGAAGUGUUCUCGGACCUGGAGCCACAACUCGCCCCCGAAUGGUCGGUGUUAGUGAAAAUGGUGUCCUCGCCAGCUUGCUUGCUCGGCGAAUACAUGACGGACUUUCUGCAUCUUUGCAACAAUCAGAAGACGAUGGUGGAGUUGUUGGGUGAGAACGCGUCCUAUAUCCACAAUGACGAUCAAAUGUUGAGCUCGGCCUUCAAUGCACUCACCGAAUCUAGAAUACCCACUAUCUCGUCAGUCGUGGGUAGAGCCAGCUCCAAGAAGAACAAGAAUGUAGAGGGUCCGAUUUCCGAGGAGAUACUGCUACCUAUACUUUACUUCCUCUUUCCAGACGCGGAAGAUAAUUCGAAAUGCCCUUAUGGCGACAUCAACGCGUAUAAUGUGGAUGACGACCAGUGGAAAGGCGUGAAGACCUGCAUGAUGGACAGUCUAGUGUGGCGUCUGUCGGUCGUAGCAGCGCACUGCACUCACAAUCUAGGCGGUGCGACGGCCUUAGCUCAGCUCUGGCAUGAGUUCGUGCAGGAAAUUAGAUUCCGUUGGGAGAGGAAUAUCCUGAUACCGGGAGUCGGACCAGGCUUCCCGGAUUCCGUUCGCACGUGUUUGCUGCACCAAAAGUUGCAGAUGAUGAAUUGUUGCAUAGCGAGGAAAAAGACGAGAGAGGAGAACGCGCACAGACCUCAGAGCAUGGAGAUCGACGACGUCGAGGAGACAGAGCUCGGCUUGACUUGUGCAGAAUCCGAGGAGGAGGAAUUCUUCGAGUGCUCGAGCGAGGAAUUGGCGAAUGAAGAGGUUUCGUCAACGAGGACGCAAUUGAAGGCGAAGCACCUGCUGUGGAACAAACCCGCGGGAAGAUUGGCUAAACAUCCUUCACUCAGGCUGAUUCAAAGCGGAGAUCCUCUUUAUCUACCCGUCACGCAGGAUCCCGUUCCAAAAACGGAGGACCAGCUGGAGGAGGACGCGCAGGUGAUGAUGCAGCUCGGCACCGACAAGUACGCUUCCGAGAUGCGUGCGCGAAUGAUGAGCGCGUCCCUGUUGUCCGACAUGGAGUCCUUCAAGGCGGCGAAUCCUGGCGCGGUGCUGGAGGACUUUAUCCGAUGGUAUUCUCCGAGGGACUGGAUCGACGACGAAGGGCUCGACGAGUGGGGACAAGGAAAGGGCCACUUGUCGCCACGAAUGAUGAUUCCUGAUAAUCCUUGGUCGACAACGUGGGCAUCGGCGCAACCAGUUCCUGCACAUCGGCAGAAGAGGCUGUUCGACGACACGCGGGAGGCGGAGAAGGUUCUGCAUUAUUUGUGCUCAAAGCGAAUAGGCCAGGUCGCACAACUCUUAUUGCCGACCCUAAUGCACGCGGCGCUCUACACUUUAAGUUCGCAAAAGCAAGAGGCUCUACCGAGUCUGCCCGACGUGGCACAGAGCAUACUCAAUAGAUUGCAAUUCGUAACGAAACCAACUCAUCAAAAGCUAAACUUAUACGAGGAAAUUACGCGCGAUAUCGAAGGCGUGGAAGCGCUGGUUGCGCAAGUCAAUUCCUUGCAGCAUAAGCUGGGUGGUAAUAACGACUCCAAGGAAUUCAUAUCUUUCUUGAUCCAGCUUAUGCGGGGCAAGGAAGUGAACGUACCUGGUGGUUCCAGGGGCGACAUCGCAAGUCGUAUUACGACGAUGUUCCGCGACGCUCAGAGGGCCGCUCACAUGAUGACGUCCACCAGCGGCAAUAACGACGCGGCAGCCGCGGGAGACAGCCGGCAGAAAACGUUCCCUGAGCCCUCGUCCAAGGAAUUUAUUCUGCGGGCGAUAAUACCGCGACCUUCACCGGCCUCCACACCACAGCCGCAGCGACUAUACGCCUGCCUCAAACGAGAUUACAUUCGUUUGGCCGGAUUCUUCUCCGAAGACACGACGUUUUUGUAGUUCUGACCAGAAUUCAUCCCUGAUCAGAAUUCAUAUAAUCCUCGUAAAACGGGUUUGCUGCGACUAUAUAUAGGUGGCCACGAUUAGUGAAAUAAUCUUUGUUUUCUUUGUUCCUUCGACGAUGCUCGUCCGCAUUUUAUCUGCGCUAUAUAUCCGGGAACUUUCGACUUCGCGUUCGUUUCAUGUAAACACAAACGUGACGAGUAACAACGUGACGCUGUUGUCUCGCUGUGUAUUACGCAUUUUUAACAGAAUGUGUUCGUGAGAUGCAUACAGGCAUUGGUUUGUAUCACAUUUAUUUAUCUUAUUUUCUACUGAUUGAUCUUGAAAAUAUUUAGAUGAUUAAUUAAGUGUAGUAUGUACAUUGUUUAUAUGGCACCAAGGAACAACAUUCUUAAAGUCUGUAAAAUUGCGGAGCAAGAAGCGAGAAUUGUACAUAAAAAAAAAUAUAUAUUAUAUAUAUAUAUAUACACACACACACACACAUAUAUAUAUAUAUAUAUAUAUAUGUGUGUGUGCGUGUCAAAAAUACUGUACAGCAAAUGAGAAUCAAAGUAUUCUACCAUGGCUGAUCCAAUACGAAAAUUUGCUUCUCGAAUUUGCACGGUUUUGUUAGAAAAUCCUUUACAAUCAGAUCGAUUUCCUCCAAGGCUAAUUGAGCGUGCAGCUGCAAUAUCGGGUCGAUGUCCUCAUCGCGCAGGUGUUUCAGCGCGCGAUAUAAGGUAACCAAGUCAUCACCGAGACUAGUCAACGUAUCCUUGCCAAGGCCACGAAAUAGAAGCGUAGCAACUAGAACGGCAGCGCGUCGGCAUUCAGGCGCUUUGUCAUACUUCACUACCAUCGCGAUACAGUAAAUAAUCUGAAAACAUCAACGAAAGAUUGGAUUUUUAGAAAGUCUUUUUCUCGACUGCUGUUUCCUGUGACUGUGAGAUUUGUAAACGUACCUCGGUAAGAACGUUUGUCAGUCGAAAGCUCAGUACUUUGCAAAGUUCCCCUAAGCAAGAAAGAGCAGAAGCUCGUAUCAAAGGUUCCUUGUCGCGAACGGCACACAAAAAGCCAUUGACUAACAUAUUCUUAUGCAUCACACCCAUUUCACCUGCAAAAUGUAUCAUUUCGAUUACUGCGUUUCUAGUUUGAUUGCUAUUUUCUAGCCGUCAGUAAUUCCUAUUUUGGUACUACGGUAUCAAUACUUUUGUAAAAAUAACUUCUAUUAUCUAAAAAGAUGAUCUAUAAGAUAUUAUCUCUAUGAGUAAGCAAUAAGAAAAUGAUUUCUAUGUACCUAAGGCUCUCGUUGUUUUGAUUAAUAUUUCACCAAGUUUGAUUCUGGUUUCAGUGGUUAUUUCUGUUCCUAUUAUACGAUUAGGCAUGUUUAUAUAUUCUGGCACUAAUGUCCCUAUAAUUUCGUGCGGAAAUGCAGUUGCUAAUGCACACAAUCCAUUGAUAGAUGCCAGAUAUAUGUAUGAAUCUUCAUGUUGUAUGUUGGUCUGCAAACAAAUAAGUGAGAUAAAUCGCAAAAGAAGCAAGUAGACGAUUCGAUGUACGUUAUUUUCAAUCUACUUAAAUAUUCGCAAGAGUUCUAAAUCAAAUUAAACCGAAAAUCUUCUAAUUAUAUCAGUACACGAACCUGCAACAGACCAAGAAUAAUCCCUUUGUUUUGAACAGUGAAGGGAUCCUUACUCUCGAUCAAUUUCCUGAGCGUUACGAGACCGUUCGCCUGGACAGGAAUUAAUGGAUCCGCGAGAUCCUUUAUAGCUUUGUCGAAUUUGUCUGACGAGGUCGAAUUUAUUAUCAACAAAUUUUGAUAGCGUUUCUUCUCAGAUGUGCCGUAAGUCUCGAUACAUCUCACCACGUCAUUUAUCAACGAUUUAAGCUGCAUAGGUAUUCUUGAGUUAACGUGCUUUUUCAAAAACACACUGAAAUCCUUGAAAAGAUCAAUCUCCAGCUUAGCUUUUUCGUCAACCAAAGUUUUUAUCAGCAUCAAACUGAGAUACAGUAGCUCGCACUCGCUCUCUUCCAUUUCACCUUGUUGCUUUUCGGUAUAUUUGGUGAAUAAGGACUUUAUAAAGGAUAAUAGCCACUGUGGUUCUUUCGCUUGUGCUUCGCGAACGGUAUUCAUAUCGGUUAACGGUUGGAGAAGUACACAAGCUGCUAUUUGCAUCUCCAUGUGCUCUAUUCGAUCGUCUUCUGUUUCUAGCAUUUCUCGUUGCCGAUUUGUAUUCGACAAAAAAUUUAAUAUGUAAGUGAAUAUACUGGGCGACAAGUUCUUGGCGAUGCAUACUAGAUCGUGAACAGUAUCAGCUAGUUCCGUGUAUCUCAAAUCUUCACACAAGCCAGUGAUCUCAAUACCACCAGUCGGCCCGAAUUCCAGCAGUACGUAAUCUCCGAAUCCUGCCGACGUGUUGUGCCCCAGAAAAGCAGAAUAGAGUUCUUGUCGAUUUGCCUCAUUCUCAAGGAUUUUCAAUAACAGCUGCUGUAAAUGUUUCUUCAAUAUACAUGCGCUUUUACGAGCUUUGUUAUAUAGGCAAAAUAAAGGUGUAGCGACGUGCAAAAUGAGUUUACUAGGUGGGUGCUUGAACUUUGCAUCCUCAGCUAGAAAACAUUUUGCCAGCAUUAUUACACACCGCUCUAUUUCCUUUUCGGAUCUUGUGGUGAACGGCUCUGUCGUUAAUAAAGGUGCGCACAUGGGUUCUAUUAUGUACUUUUGACAAAUGAGCGGUUUGCUAUCGUGUAGAGUAGCGAUACAACAGUUCGCUAUCGUCGAACCAUGGUUGAUUUUAUCCGAGGAGAGUAGAUCUAAAAUCUAAAAACAAAUAUUCAAUAAGAAAUUGGGAAUGGAGACCUCUUGGUUGAUGACAUCAGAAUGGGAAGAUACAUGCUAAAAAUUCUUCUAAAAAUAAAUCAAAAUGACAGCAGCGAGAAGACACGAAUCUCAAUGUGAUCUGUUUUAUUUUAUUUUUCAUAGGAAUAUGUAAUGUAAAUUUCAUGCAAUAUACUAUAUAUUUUAAUAUAUUUUACACAAUAUAUUUUAUAUUUUAAUUUUAGUAUACAGUAUAUACAUAUACACAUACCUGUGGACACACGAGUCUGUAAUACUCGUCCUCGCUCUUUCCAUGAGAUAUUGCUAACAAUUUGGGGACCACGUCCAGCAUACGCCAGUUCACACCUAUAUCCAAUUCGUCGCCACAGAUUGCGUUGAUUAACGACGAUACUCCACCUGGUUGUGUAACUUUGCUAACUAAAAUAUUUCGUGUACAUAUGCGCAACCAUUUUGGUGUUUUUUGCUGUCCAAGAAUUAUCAUUAAUUCUUGAAUACAUUUAUAUUGUGGACAACUACUUAACAAGAAAAUUAAUCUAACAUAAAAUUCUUUUUGAUGACCCAAUAAGUCUUGAUAUCGUUUCACUGUCAUACGAAAUUGUGCUUGAUCACAGUUUUUGGUAUUUGAUGUUUGCUCAACCUCCUCAUUGGGCUUAAUUAAUGGGGCAAAUGAUAAUUGUAAUAAAGAUGCUAGUAUGGUACCGAGAUAUAAAAGUAUAGCUGGUCGUAAGUUCUCAUUGUGAAACAGAUCUGUGAGAGCAAUGGUUGUAAAUCUUAUUCGUUCGUAUCUCUGAAAGAUAAAAUUUAUGUAAAAAGAGAUAAUAUACCCAUAAGUUACAUAAUAUAGAGUUUGUUGUUCAGUAGAAAAAAUCUCACCUGUACACAACUUAGAUUUUCUUGUGGAAUUUUUGUAGCUUUAGGACAUAAUUUUGCCAUAUCUAUACCUACACCUUUUUC